Messenger RNA from Spirodela intermedia, 6428 nucleotides. The record is from the annotation of a GenBank genome assembly. NCBI's taxonomy places the organism in Eukaryota, Viridiplantae, Streptophyta, Magnoliopsida, Alismatales, Araceae.
AUGGAAUUGGUGCAGGGAUUUCCCCUUUUCCGGCAGCAGCUGGCGGCGCUGAUCCGGAAGAAUAUGACGCUGACAUGGAGGAGCAAGAGGUCGGCCUUCGUGAAGAUCUUCUCCUCCAUCAUCUUCAUCUUCAUCAUCUUCCUCGUCGAUAAGGCCACCCGGUCGCGCCUCUCCAACACCACGUCUUUCGACAACGUUUUCGAUCCCAAGACCGUGGUCGAUCCCCCGAUCCCGCCCUGUGAGCAGAAGUUCUACGUGAAGCGCCCCUGCUAUGACUUCGUCUGGAGCGGCAACGAGAGCGCCCGCAUCACGCAGAUAGUCGACGCUAUCAAGAAGAAUAAUCCAGGGAGGCCGAUCCCCGAUGACAAGGUUCGUGCUCACUCCGUCUUACAUUUUGCUGCUUAAUUUUCUACCUUCUGAACAUUUCUCUCUUCUAUUCGUGAUUCACGGGACUGAGAAAAGGGUGGCGGAGAUUUUCUGCAUCCUGUGGAAUCAUUUUGUAAAUGGAGACCUUGUCAUGUUAGUUUGGAUGGGGACUGGUAGGGUAGGCAUGGAUGAUUUACCUGUUCUAACGAGGGGCUUUUUGACGGCGACAGUACGGUAAAUUACUCUUAAAUUUUCGUUCUUCCGAGUGCUUUUACGGAAAUGGCCUAUUCCUGUUCCCACGUCCACGGUUUCUUCCUUGGGGACGGGCGAUGAUAAAAACUUUUGCCGUCGAGGUAGGAGGGACAGCAGCAGGAAUAAAGGAUGUGUUCUGGGAUGGGGAGAGGAUAUUGCUUUACAUUAUGCUUGGAGCAGGGCGGUGAUAAAGUGCUUCCAAAAAGAAUAAGCCUUGAACAAGUACCGAGUGCAUGAAUCUGUCAUCCAAUAUGUGUUAUAUUUGAACCGGUAGCCUCAGAUUGCCAUCAAAUCGAUCAUCAUAUAAUGAAAUAUAGCCCAGCUUGGUUAGAACAGAUGGAAAUUGACAGAUACAGAGGACGAACACCGUUGAUACAUUUCUCUUUAGGGAUUCGUUCCGAAGAGGAUUUUAUCCCGUUUGACCCGCGUGGACGUUGAAUCUGUGAAGGGGAGAAUUUAUAUUCACAUUUUCAGUAUAAUAUUCAGAAUAUGAAGUUCAUAUUGACGUUGUUUUUUUCUUAAAUAUAUCGACAGUUUUAUGGAUUCUUUUGAGCUGGGAAUAUUUGCUGAUUUAAGUGAUCGAAGGAAUUCCCUUUUAAUAUUUAAAUAAUGUCAAAAUGUGGGGCGUAAUAAAUUCAAUUCAUGAAAAAAAUAGAAUAUUCCAAUUGUUACAGAGUAUGCUUAUCCAUUAAUGUGAUGAGUCAAACGGGGUCGUAUGAAUUGUUGAAUGUACUUCCAUGUAGUUUCAGUGUUUUAAUCAGCAUAUCUUUUUCACGUAUUUUUUUUGGGAAUAGUUAUAAACCGUUAGUCUGUUCCUUGUUUUUAUAAGAUGUUUUUUGGGUGAAACUGUGUACUUUUAAUUUAAAUAUACAGAGAUAUGUUUUGAUUUUUCAUGCUGUCCAUUUAUAGUGAAGAAAGGUUUUUCAGAAAUGAUUCAAUAAAAGUUGAAUAGAUAAGGGAUGUGCAGCUGAUUGUUGUAAAGUUGCUAUAUAUGGUUGCCUUUAAUCGUAAGCGGCUGAAAAAGAAGCCAUUACUCUGUGACUUGCACAGGUGGUUGCAUUUAGUACUCCUGAGGAUGUGGACGCCUUUCUUCGAGAUAAACCGAUGUACUGCCCUGGAGCUCUGCAUUUUGUCGAGAGAAGCUCAAAAGUCAUAAGUUACGGAAUUCAAACUAACUCCACUCCUUUGGCUAAGAGAGGGAAUUUUGAGGACCCAACUUUCAAGUUUCAAAUUCCGCUUCAGAUUGCUGCAGAGCGUGAGAUUGCAAGGUCUAUCAUUGGAGGUAAGAUUUUUUACUAUUUCAUCCGAUCUUCGUUAUUUUGGCUAAAUCAAAAGAAACCUUGAAACUUUUUGUGGACGAAAACCUUGAAUUUUUACUAUAAUUUGUUUGAGUAGAUGAUUCCUAAUGCCUGAGUGAAAGCAAAAAGAAGACAUUGUCCAUGAUGCACUUAAGCAUGUUAUUAUAUGCUGCAUUAAUCCAAUGAUUGGUGUGUGGACAAAUCCUUUAAGUUGUAUUUCUAAACAUGGAUGAUUAUUCUGGUUGUUCAGAUCCAGAUUUUAAAUGGUCUGUGGGACUGAAGGAAUUUGCACACCCUGCCAUUCAGACAUUCUCCGCAGUUGGGAAUGCCGGCCCAACUUUUUUCUUCGCAAUGGCAAUGUUCACUUUUGUGUUUCAGAUUGGUUCUCUUGUCACAGAGAAAGAGCUUAAACUUCGUCAGGUGAAAUUUAUUUGACAUGUCUUUUCUAAAAAAAUUAUUAUUCGUCACCAAAAUCUCUUCGCCAAGAUUCAGGACGUCUAAACUGUGUCGGGUGUUUCAGGCAAUGUCAAUAAUGGGCUUAUAUGAGUCUGCUUACUGGUUAUCUUGGCUAAUCUGGGAGGGCUUUCUCACACUCGUUUCAGCACUGUUCACAGUACUUUUUGGAAUGAUGUUUCAGUUCAACUUUUUCUUGAAAAACAGCUUUGGAGUUCUAUUCUUCACUUUUUUCCUUUUCCAGUUUAGUAUGGUAAGUGAUGGUUCUGCUUGCAUUUUCCAUUUUCACUCGGGGAAAUAACAUGCACCAAUGCCUCAUUACACGUACAAUUUGUGCAGCUUGGAUUUGCAUUCAUGAUAUCCAAUUUCAUUAGCAAGGCAGCUUCUGCUACAAUAGUGGGAUUCUCCAUAUUCAUUGUUGGGUUUUUGACGCAGGUAACCUAACCUUCAUAAACUUUCCCCUCCCAAAUUAAAUAUGGAUUUAUGGUGUUUUCCAUGUUCUUUCUAGCCACUCAAUGCCACUGUUGAUUAUGCUGCAGAUUGUGACCACAUUUGGAUUCCCAUACUCUACGACCUAUGGAAAGGUUUAUCGAGGGAUUUGGUCCUUGUUUCCUCCUAAUCUUUUUGCGGAAGCUCUUGAUUUGCUCGGCGUUGCUACUGCGACUUCCGAAGACGAGGGCAUCAGCUGGAGUAGUCGUGGAGAAUGCCCAAACAAGAAAAUUGACUGUGUUCUCCCCAUUGUAAGUUUUCUUCACAAAACUACAUGCUCUAAUUCGCAGGGAGACGUUUUCUAAAGCAUUACAGUCCAGAAUUAUUCCACAGAGAUUAUAUUGCAUCAUUGAGAACCAUUGCGUUACCAAAUCUUUUUCUGACUUUUUCACAUGGCAGGAGGACAUUCUCAACUGGUUCAUCUCCAUAUUCUUUCUGUGGUUUAUUUUGGCAAUUUAUCUGGACAACGUUAUCCCGAACGCCAAUGGAGUUAGGAAAUCAGCAUUCUACUUUUUGAGACCUUCAUACUGGACAGGGAAGGGCGGGAGCAAGGUUGAAGGUAAGUGAUAGUCGUGGCUGAAAACUGUUCUAGUCAGGGAUUUGACCUGAAGCUUGAGAAUUUUUCUCCUCUCAGAAGGUGGAAUCUGUAGCUGCACGAGCUCCACUCCCACACCGGAUGAUGCUGUCACAGAUGACAACGAUGUUCUUCAAGAGGAAGUUACAGUAAAACAGCAAGCAGCUGAAAUGGGACAACACCCAGAUGUGGCGGUCCAACUGCGGGGCCUCGCCAAGACUUAUCCUGGUUCAACGACUAUCCGCUCCUAUAGAUGGCGCAGGACUCGGCCGUAUCAUGCAGUGAAGGUAAAUAAUCCAUUCUCCUCGUAAGAUUCCAACGUCAUGGGUCACUUCUGGUAUUCAAAUCACUCAGAAGAAGGGUAAGAAGCUUGAUGGUUUCCCUCCUUUCUACAAACACGUUCAGGGUCUCUGGUUGAACCUCGAGCAGGAUCAGCUCUUCUGCCUUCUCGGACCCAACGGUGCAGGGAAGACCACGGCGAUCAACUGUCUGACUGGAAUUACACCAAUCACCGGAGGAGAUGGUAGCUUCUUCUCUCUUCCGAUCAAACUUAUCACUUGUAGUUAAUAUUAUUAUGUAAAGAUAAAAUAUUAAUAUUUAUACCAAAUAUGUUGUGAGGAAAGUAAUAUCAUUUGAUAUUAAGUUACGUAUAUCAACUUUAUAUCGUUCUUUGUUAUUAUUUCAAGUUAUGCUUCUAAUAUUGAUGCCAGUAAGAGGUCUAAAAUUAAUAGAGUUGCAAAUAAACCACUGCAUGCUUCUGGCUUAAAGAGUUCAAGAUGGUGACGAUUAAUGAGCCAAUAACUUCUGACAGCGCUCAUCUAUGGAUAUUCUAUCCGAAGUUCGGUUGGGAUGGCAAACAUUAGGAAGAUGAUAGGUGUUUGUCCCCAGGUACCCUUCCUCUCCCCCUUUUCCGCAACCAUGAAAACCAGGUCAGAUCUUCUUUUGGGUAUCCACUGACAGUCUUCCUCCUGACAGUUUGAUAUAUUGUGGGAUGCUUUAUCGGGGGAAGAACACUUGCGUCUCUUUUCGACUAUCAAGGGCUUGCCCCCAUCAUCAAUCAGCAAGGUAUGAAAUUAACCCAGAAUUAUUCUAUAAAAUAGAUCUUUAUAACAGCUAUAGGAUUAGUAAUCCAAAUAAUUUGCUUUGGUAUUGCAGGUGACUGAAACAUCAUUAGCAGAGGUGAAACUGACCGAGGCGGCCAAAAUGAGAGCCGGGAACUACAGCGGAGGAAUGAAGCGCCGGCUGAGCGUCGCCAUCGCCCUCGUAGCAGAUCCGAAAUUGGUUUUCCUAGACGAACCGGUAAGAAGAUCAUCCAUCAAAUCUUGUUUUAGUAUAUCUCUAAGAAUCAUAUAAAUUGAUUUGAUUAGAAGUAGUAAAUAUGGUAGAUAUAGAUCAGUAAACAAUGAAGAAUGUGCAGACGACAGGCAUGGACCCGAUCACAAGAAGGCACGUGUGGGACAUCAUAGAGAACGCGAAGAAGGGGCGAGCCAUCGUUCUGACGACUCACUCUAUGGAGGAGGCUGACAUUCUCAGCGACCGAAUCGGCAUCAUGGCCAAAGGGAAGCUCCGCUGCCUCGGAACCUCCAUCAGACUGAAGUCAAAGUUUGGCACGGGGUAUAUCGCCAACGUGAGCUUCGUCGAGAGCAACCCUGGAAAAACCCCGAAGCCCGAUGUUGCAGAGACCGCCGUUGAGCCUCAUCUGGAGCCAGUGAAGCAUUUCUUCAAGCAGGUAGAGCACCCUCUCUCUCUCUCUCUCUCUCUCUCUCUCUCUCCCCCAAACGUUUUGGUACAAAGCUGCAAUUCUCAAACGUUUGGUUGGGAUCAACAGCGUCUGGACGUGGUGCCCAAGGAGGAAAGAAAGGCCAUGCUGAGCUUCGUCAUCCCUCGGGAGAAGGAAGGCCUUCUAACGGUGAGUAUAGACUUACUUCUUGCUCUCGAGUCUUCUCCCUUGAAUCGGAAGAAAAGACGUUGACCCCACAACAUUUAUUUAUUUAUUCAUUCAUUCAUUCAUUCAUUUAUUUAUUUACCUGGGACAGGCGUUCUUCUCUGAGCUCCAAGAAAGGGAAGCGGAGUUUGGGAUCGCGGACGUACAGCUCGGCCUCACCACUCUUGAAGAGGUGUUCCUGAACAUCGCGAAGCAAGCAGAGCUGGAGAGUGCUUCGGCGGAGGGAAGCUUAGUCACCUUGAAUCUGCCAUCCGGGACCAUUCAGGUUCGUUCCAUUCUCUCUCUCUUCUCUCUAGCUUGCAUUGGAUUUCUUGCCAUGAGAGGGCAAAAAAAAAAACAAAAGUUGGAAGUUUGCAUAUUAAAUAAUAAUUAAAAUAGAGGAAUCUUAAUUGGGGCAAUUGGAAAAAACAGUCAAAAUCCACCUUUUAAAGAUUUAGGUCCCACGUGAGAAAAAAUAAAAAUAAAAAUAAAAAACUCUGAUUAUCUGAUUUCUUCCCUGAGAUGAUUGUGUACGAACAGCCGUGCAGUUGGAAGAUACAUACCACGACACUUUGGUCUUGCGAUUUAAAUACAGGAAUUUAUCUACAGAAUAGUCCCAUACUAGAAAAAAAAAAACAAUGAGAACACGUGAUUAUUUGACGUCGUUUCAAUUCCUGUACAACUAUUGGGAAUUAGAGGGUUACAGCCAAUGUUUUGCUCCUAGGAUACCUCUCUUGCGAUCAUCGCAGGGGAAUGAUGAUAACUAAAAAUGGAUCGGCCUUUGAUGUUCUUGCAGGUGCCCAAAGGAGCGAGGUUCAUCGGGAUCCCCGGGUCGGAGUCGCCGGAGAACCCCGGCGGGCUCAUGGUGGAGGUCUUCUGGGACCAAGACGAGUCCGGUAACCUCUGCGUCUCCGGCUACUCGACGGAGAUGCCGAUUCCUGCGCAGGCGGCGCAGCCCGCCGUCCGACGCGCUGCCUCUGUGAGGAGGACCCUCUUCGGCGUCGGCGGCGCUCCGUCGGUAGGCUAUAUCAUCGAUCCUGACCAGGUCCUCCAUUCCCCGAACGCCCAGUAG